UGCUGCCCGGCGCGCCCGCGUGCUCGCCCGCAUGCUCGCUCCCGGCGGGCCCCAGUGCGCGUGCACCCGGGGGACCUCCUCACUCUCUCUCUCUCUGCCCCGCUCCCGGCGCCGUCGAGAAGUCAUGUCGUGCAAAGCCACCGGCUGCCCCUGGGAUUAAUCGAGUUGUGAAAGUGAAAACCGGAGCGCGGGGGGCUUUCCUUCAGCCGAGGGGGAGAGUGAGUGGGCGCAGAGUGCCCCCUUCUCCUCCUCCUCCUCCUCCUCCCGCAGCCCUGUGUCCGCUCUCCCCUCAUUGUUUGGUCUGCUCGGAGCUGCAGCCGCACACAAGUGGCCUGCAUUCGCCCCGGUGCUUUCCCCCCACCCUCUGCUGUUUGUGGAUGUACAAAGAUGGAGACGGGAAUGGACAAGGAAUGCGGAGCCCUCGGUGGGCUCUUUCAGGCGGUCAUCAAUGACAUGAAGGGAUCAUACCCAAUCUGGGAGGACUUCAAUGCCAAAGCCGCCAAACUUCACUCCCAGCUCAGGACCACUGUACUGGCAGCAGCUGCCUUCUUGGAUGCAUUUCAAAAAGUGGCAGACAUGGCAACGAACACACGAGGUGCCACGCGGGACAUCGGCUCAGCAUUGACCCGAAUGUGUAUGAGGCAUCGCAGUAUCGAGGCCAAGCUCCGGCAUUUCACCAAUGCCUUGAUGGAAAGCCUGAUCAACCCCUUACAGGAGAGGAUAGAAGACUGGAAAAAGUCUGUCAACCAGCUGGACAAGGACCAUGCCAAAGAGUACAAACGAGCUCGACACGAGAUAAAGAAGAAAUCGUCUGACACUCUCAAACUCCAGAAGAAGGCACGGAAAGGUAAGGGUGACCUUAGGCCUCAGGUGGAGAACGCCGUGCAGGAUGUGAACGACAUGUACCUGUUGCUGGAGGAGAUGGAGAAGCAGGCUGUGCGGAAGGCCCUCAUCGAGGAGAGGGGCCGCUUUUGCACCUUCAUCACCUUUCUACAGCCCGUGGUGGAUGGGGAGAUCGCGAUGCUGGGUGAGAUCACCCACCUCCAGGCAAUUGUUGAUGAUCUUGUCAUCCAGACAGCAGAACCACAGAAGCUGCCUCCAGCCAGUGAGCAGGUGAUUAAGGACCUGAAGGGCUCUGACUAUACCUGGUCCUACCAGACUCCACCAUCUUCCCCCAGCAGCUCGAGCUCCCGAAAAUCCAGCAUGUGUAGCAGUGUAAAUAGUACAAACAGCAGCACUUCACGCUCCAGCGGAUCCCAGACUCACUCGCCAAGUUCAAACUACCGCUACCGCAGUUUGGCUCAGCCCGCCAGUUCCAGCACCCGGCUCUCCAGUGUCUCUUCACAUGAUUCUGGCUUCAUAUCCCAGGAUGCCAUGUACUCCAAGCCACCGUCACCCAUGCCAUCAGAUAUAACCAGUCAGAAGUCAUCGAGCUCAGCUUCCUCAGAGGCAUCAGAGACUUGUCAGUCCGUCAGCGAGUGUAGCUCACCUACCUCGGUUAGUUCUAGCUCCACGGCUGGAGCCUGGUCAGGUGGUGAAAAGGUGAAUCACCCAUACUCAUCGCUAAUUCCCUCCCACCCGGGCAUGAGGAUCCAGCAAGUAAAUGCCAUACAGCACGGUCGGGAUAACUUGGUUAAUCCACAGUCCAUGUGCUUGGGGCCCAUUCCCACCCCUCAUUUUGAUACUUUCAUGCCUGGUUAUGUACAUUGCCAUCUUCCUAGUGAGUGCUCUUCACCUGCGUUAUUCAGCUGUGCUCCCACCAUCCCAGGCAGCAGGUUCAGUGCUAGGCCUGGCCCUGCUGUUUUCCCUGAUAACCCUCCCUUUAACCACCCCCUUCGAGCUAGCACAGCCUCAUCGAUCCCCAGCUGGAAGGACUGGUCGAAGCCCGGGCCGUACGACCAGCCGGUAGUGAACACUUUACAGAAACGCAAGGAGGCAGUCGAGCGGUACCGUGAAGCAGAAGCGGUCUCGGCUGCUGUGGUCUAUCCAGGAAUCAGCAUCGAGGAGGGACAGAGGCCUCGUGUGACUGCAGCAUCACUGGCUGCAAAGCAUGGGGAGGAGAUCUCUACGGCAGCCAGUGACCUGGCCAUGGUGCUGACUCGUGGCCUGAGCUUGGAGCACCAGAAGAGCAGCCGUGACUCUCUGCAGUACUCGAGCGGUUACAGCACCCAGACCACAACGCCUUCCUGCUCCGAAGACACCAUCCCUUCUCAAGUUUCAGAUUACGACUGCUACUCCGUCAAUGGCGACGUGGAGACAGAUCACCAGAGUGAGUUCGACAGGUCAUCGACCAUCCCACGGAACAGUGAUAUCGCACAGAGCUACCGCAGGAUGUUCCAGGCUAAACGGCCUGCCUCAACAGCCGGGCUGCCCUCAGGGAUCGUGUCGGGGCCCUCAGGGGUCACCCCCGGGGUGGCCACGAUCAGACGCACCCCCUCCACCAAGCCCUCUGUGCGGCGUGCCCUCUCCAGCGCUGGCCCGAUUCCCAUCCGUCCCCCGAUUGUGCCGGUGAAGACGCCCACUGUGCCGGAUGGCCAGCUCCCCGCCAGAGUGGGCAGUGACGAGAGUGUGUUUCUCAUCGAUGAUGCCUCGCCCGGCACCCUCGAGCACGUCAAGGCCUCACCCAAGCGGCUGAGCCUACCCAAUGCAGCCUGGAGUGGGGCUGCCGCGGAGAUCUCCGUCUACCCGGGAGGCCACAUGUCGAGCGAGGAGCAACAGCAGCUGGCUGCCAACCGCCACAGCCUGGUGGAGAAGAUCGGCGAGCUGGUGGCCAGUGCCCAGGCUCUAGGUGAAGGACAGUUCCCCUUCCCCUCGGUGCCCCCCACCUCUGACGACAGCUUGGGCCUCCCGUUGCCCCCUGUCUCCCCCAGCGAGGCCCCUGAAGACAUGCUGACUGCCAUCCGCCGGGGCGUCAGGCUCAGGAGGACCGUCACCAACGACAGGUCCGCACCCAGGAUUUUGUGACGGUGGAACCUGGGGCUCCAGGACUGGUUGGUACUGGCAGGCAAGGAGAUCGAGCUGGGCCGCAACAUCUCCUAAAAUGAACCCUGUGUGAUACGAUGAGAAGAUCGAACCAAAAGACCCUGAACUCUUACUUAACAAAUCUGGUUUCCAAUACAGUGCCAUGAACUACCUUAAACCAAGCAAGAACAACCUUCUGGUGUGGCGGAACAGAAUAUUUUAAAUUAAGAUGUGGCAGGUUUUAAAUGCGUGUAUUAUGUUCGUUAAAAGAGGAAUUUAACAUUUUGUUCUUUAAGAUAUUCUAUCAGCCGUUUACUGACUCACUGUGUGACUCUUUUUUUAGCUUUUGCCGUAUUUGACGCAAUGCAGAAAUGUUCUCUAAUGUGCUCCGUGUAGCUUCAAACACUGUGGUGAUUUGCAGUCAUCCUCAAUGUGCAUCAGUCCUCAAUGUGCAGCCCCAGAGUCGCGGAGGAAUGAGAGAGGGCGGGGUGGGAUUGGGCGGGGGAAGGAUGUCCAAUGGGAGAAAUAGUCUGCUGGUUCAGAGGAAGAGGUGCAGGUUGCAAAUUCCUUCGGUGCUUUGCGCUUCCCUUGCAUUCGUUCAUGUUGUUGGGGCUGCUUCAAGAUCAUUUUUGAAUAUUAGACUGCUCCCCAUCUUAACCAACUUGAAGCUGGAAGUUCUCUGUCUUCUUGUGAGUCCCAGUAUUCUUCACAUUUGCAAUUGGAUUUUUCUGCGUCCGAUUGUCCAAGCAGCUGAUCUUAGCAAUCAAAAAUCAAACCUUUGCAGCCCUGCUGAAUGGUGCAAAUGGAUUUUGGUCUCUUCUAUGGUAGACUUAUUUCGACACUUGUAGUACUAAUAUAGUGAUUUUCAAUUGAAAAGGCACCCCCGACCGGUAGACGGGUAAGUCUGAAUUAGGAGGUGAACCUAACAGUUCAGUCACUCUCUGUUACCCUUUUAGCAGUCCUACCUGUUGGAUAUUUAUUUGUAAUAGACUCUCUUUUCACCUUUGGGGAAGCAAGUGGAGUGAUAUCUUGGGGGUUGCAUCUACCAUAGCCUUUCGUUGAUGUAGAAUUGGCCAUUUCCCCGAGUGGAUCUCCAGAGACGAGCUAGAGAUUUGAUACACAAUUAUCCUUACUGGGGAGUGUUGGUGGGGAACAGCAUCCAUUGAACAUCUAAUACAGCUUUAUUUGCCAAUGUAGUUACCCAGAAACCUGCCAAAAUUUCUCAGAAUGAUUGCAGGCCUGUCUGAGGGUAACUUCCUUUUAGAUUGUGCACUGUUUUUUUUUUGUCUUGAGGCAAUGGGUGAAAAAGAAAAUAACUCCUCAUUAAAACCGGCCUUUCAGGUUGCUGUUGAUGUGGAGAACAAAGCAGUCCAGCCAGUAAGGUUUAUUAUUGUGUGUGACUCACCUCCUGCAUGAAAAGUGCAAUUUCUCCCACAAAAGUGUACCCUCUGCUGCUUGUUCCAGAGCCAAAAGUGACUACUAUUUAUACAGCAAAAAACAAGUCAUAGAGUUGUACAGAACCGGCCCGUCACAACCAUUUCCCCCGUACUAGUGUACCAGUUUAAGGACUGUAUCCUUUUACACUUUGCCUAUUUAAGUGUCUGUCUAAGUACUUGAUUGUAUCUGAUUCUAUCACCUCCCCUGGUAGCACGUUCCAGAUAUCAACUCAGUGUAUCAAAUGAUCCCUUGUAAAAUUCCUACCUCCCACCUUAAAUCUAGGCACUCUUGUUUUUGAUACUCCUAUCAUGGGAAAAAAGACUUUGACUAUCUCUGCCUCUCAUAACCUUACAUACAUCAACCAGGUAAUCCUUCCGCCUCCUUCACUUCAAGGAAAGCAAGCCUAGACUAUUCAAUCUCUCUCCCAUGAGUGAACUCCUGCAAUCCAAGCACCAUCUUGGGGAAUCUCCUCUCUACUUCUUUUUUUAGCGUUAUCACAGCUUUUCUAUGGUGUGGUAGCACAAUAUUCUGAAUGCAGCAUUACUAGUGUUUUGUGAAGGUGCUACAUAACAUGUCAACUCUUCUGUGUCCCAACCCAGGGAGGCAAGCAUGUAUUUGCCACCUUCACCACUGUAUCCAGGGUGAAUACACCUGAUUUAGCAAGCAAAGCAGAAAUACACUUGCCAAGUCACAUUCAGAGCUUUUAAGGGGGAAGAUGAAAUCUUUAGCCAAAAAGGUAGGUUUUAAGGAGCAUCUUAAAGUGCAAAUAGUGGUUGAGUUGUUUAGAAUAGGAAUUCCAGAGUUUAAGUUCUUGACAAGCAGAGGUAGAACAAUUAAAUGUGGGCAUGCUGGAAAGCAGAGCUGGUGAUGUGUGGAUACGGAGCAUAAAGGGAUCUUUAUGGGAACAGGAAUGUGAGAAAUCAAGGCAUUACUUAACCAAAGUCCAGAGAAGAUCAUCAUCUAAGGGGUGAAAGAAACUUGGUGCAAGUUCAGUCACUAGGAGAUUUAGAUUGGUUCCUGUGUGUGGAACGGAGAUCAGUUGGAAUAGGGAGGGUCGCCUCCGAAGCGUAUGGUGACAUAUCCAACUGAAUCCUCCUGGAGGAGAAGGUUUUCGCUGUAGUUGGACUGAGGUAUGGUUGAAACAGAUAAUGUCAAGGAUUUGGAAAUGUUUGUUCAUGGUGAUGGUGUACUCUCACUCUCCCUCUCCUUCAGAAGGGCAAAAUCCUCAAUCCCUUUCCAUGGAUCCGAAGUCCACAUUCCCACUGCUAUUGGAAUCCUGUAACUGUCCCGUGACUCAAUUCCAGUACCCAGAUCACCGAAUGCAAGAGAGGAGAGUGGGUUAAAAUAUUACUGGGGUUAGGAGAAGGAAAGUGACCAGCUGCAGCUGACAUUCCAAGGCAGUAACCAGCAUGUACUGUGUUAGGUGUUAUUGAAGUAAAGCUGGGAGUACACAGUAUGUCAAAGACUUGAAAGGUUAACUCUUUCUUUCUCUGCAGGUGCUGGCUGACCUGUGAAGUGUUUCCAGUACGUUUGUUUUCAGUUUAAUUUUUACUUGCUGACUAUUGAGAAACCUCUAGUUUCUCUUUGAGCAGUACAGUCUGGAGAGGUUAUCCUGUGAGGGCAUAUGUUGCAUUUCUUUCCUCUUGUUUGUGUGGUCAAGAAUUUCCUGGAUGUGCCCAGGAACUGCUGAAAUUCCCUACUUAAUACUACAGAGGUGACUGGUGUAUGGCACAGGGUCUGUCAAAGGGCCCUCCACUCCUGCUGUUUUAUUGGGAGGCUUGAAAUAGGACCAGCAUUUAUUCCAUUUCCUCCAGUGUUUUGUGUGUGUUGCUUUGGAUUUCUAGCAUCUGCGGACUUUCUUGUGGUCAGUAACUCAAGGGUACGGGAUGGUGAUUUUGGUGUGGUUGCCGUGAGUAGCAGGAGCAAGUCUUUUUGUGAGGAAGGUCGCCUGGAAAUUUGUUUCAGUGAUACUAACUGAAGCAUAGUGGCCGGUAUACGUCAUGAGAUUGUCAGUGCUGUCUUGAAUGAUGGACUAAGGAUCGGAUUGGUGCAUUGGCCUAUUUUUUGUCAUGUAGUGAUUUAUAUUUCCGAAGAGCACUAGUCUGGAUUAUGUCCUCAGAUAUCUGGGAAGGAAUUGGACUAACAUCUUGACUCAAAAGCUAGGGAGCAACCUUUAAAGCUAAGGUUCACCUCAGUACUGGAACCCAAGAGCUGAAGAAUGUUCUGCUUAAUGCUGUUGUUGAACGGUGGGCAAACAUCAUUGUGAUGUGCAGCACAGUUUUAGAGCAAGGCUUAUACUCUAGAUCACACUUAAAUGAUUGCUUAAUUGCAAUUUUAGUAUUUAUUAGCUAGAUAUUUGUGAAAUAAUGUGUGAGAAGUUGUAUGAUUCAUUAGACAUUAUAUAAUCCUUUUAUCGCUUGCAGGGAAAAGAGGUUUUUAACAUUAUAUAGAAGUUUCCAGAAAAUGAAAAUUGUGAUUUUUUUCUCAUAUUAGCUUUUUAGAUUUUUUUUCUGGAAGUCUCCAAAUGAACAUUUUGACACCUGCCUGAAAGGUGCUUGUCAGUAUAUUUGUGCUAAAUGCCAAGUUUGAUUCACCCCGGCCAAGGCUGAAGCAACACAGAGGAGGGGUGAGUGUACACCAGCAAGAUACCAGCUCCUGUCCUCGUGCUCACAGUCUAAAGGACACGCAACGCGUUGCGCAUGCUGCAAACUGCUGCUGGGAUUCAGCGGAAAAGCAACAUCUGUGGAGUCUCGACCCAAGACCGCCUGAUCCAGCGAAUUCCUUCAGUAGUUUGGGCUUUGCUGGUGUUGGCAGUGUUGUGCCACGAGUUGGACACUUACAGCUGUUUCUGUGCCUGGGAGCAUCUCAUCCGGACAAGCACCCGGGGACCAUUACGUGGGCAGGGAUGAACUUGGACGAACAUGUUGAUCUCUGGCUGACAUUAUUGCUAGCAUAUACCCUCUCCUUAGCCUUCUGCCCCAUGCUCACGAUGGGAUGAGCUGUAAUGGCCCAUUGCUUCACUGUGAACCACCCCAAGAAGAGUUUAUUAAUGUUUAGAUGCAAGUACGUAAACUUACAUUACUGUCCAUUGUAAGUGACCAGUUCAGUCUUCAGCAACGAUUGUUUAAUUUUAAUUCAGCAGGGUGAGAAAGUAAUUAAAUGGAAUAGAAAUGAACCUACCUGGAGGAAAUGUUGAUGCUGUGACUUUGGGUGACCUUUGUAACAAGGGUCAUUGUGAUGGUUCAGAGUCAUGUGAUGCUGGGCUCUGUAUUAAACCUUGUCUCAUGGCUUUCAAUCUAAUAAGCUCACUUUAAGCAAUGUUUUAUAUUGUUACAUUUGUGCAAUAAUUUAAUAAAUACAUCAGGAUGCAAAUUCCUCAUGACUUCUAGUAUGAAGGAUGUGCUGGAGUCAAAGUAGUUGUCCAGUUAUUAAGGUUACUUCACCAAUGGAAUUUUAUUUCAUUUAGGUACAUUUAGGUUUUCUGACAUUUGAGCUCCCAAAGGUGGGCUGUGGAAUUUGGAUGGGCCACCUCACUGGAGAGGGCAAAGACUGGGAGGUAGGACUGUAGGGAUGGGAUGAGGCACGGUGGGGGGGAAUGCUGGAAUACAGGGAGAGGGCAGGGUUUGAUAUGCUGGGGUACAGAGAAGCCAGUGCUUGAGGGGAGGGAUACAGGGAGAGGACAGUUUAGAAUGGAGGCAGUACAGGGAGAGGACAGGUUUUGGAUGGAGGGGGUACAGGGAGAGGACAGGUUUGGAAUGGAGGGGGUACAGGGAAAGGACAGGGUUUGGAAUGGAGGGGGUACAGGGGGAGGACAGUUUGGAAUGGAGGGGGUCCAGGGAAGGGACAGGUUUGGAAUGGAGGGAGUACAGGGAAAGGACAGGUUUGGAAUGGAGGGGGUACAGGGAAAGGACAGGGUUUGGAAUGGAGGGGGUACAGGGAAAGGACAGGGUUUGGAAUGGAAGGGUUACAGGGAAAGGACAGGUUUUGGAUGAAGGGGGUACAGGGGGAGGACAGUUUGGAAUGGAGGGGGUCCAGGGAAAGGACAGGUUUUGGAUGAAGGGGGUACAGGGGGAGGACAGUUUGGAAUGGAGGGGGUCCAGGGAAAGGACAGGGUUUGGAAUGGAAGGGUUACAGGGAAAGGACAGGUUUGGAAUGGAGGGAGUACAGGGAAAGGACAGGGUUUGGAAUGGAGGGGGUACAGGGAAAGGACAGGGUUUGUAGGAAGGGGAUAGGGUUUGGAAUCAAUGGGAUACAGGGAGAGGACAGGGUUUGGAAUGGAGGGGGAUAGAGUUUGGAAUCAAUGGGAUACAGGGAGAGGACAGGGUUUGGAAUGGAGGGGGAUAGGGUUUGGAAUCAAUGAGAUACAGGGAGAGGACAGGGUUUGUAGGAAGGGGAUAGGGUUUGGAAUCAAUGGGAUACAGGGAGAGGACAGGGUUUGGAUGGAGGGGGUACAGGGAGAGGACAGGUUUGGAAUGUUGGGGAAUGGAGAGGACAGAUUUUGGAUGGAGGGGUACAGGGAGAGGACAGGGUUGGGAUGGAGGGGUAAGGAUGAAGUCUGGUUAAUGUAAGGGGAGAGAGCAGAGUUUGGAAUCAAUGCAAGGGAACUACCUCAGUUUGAAUCUGCACAAAGUUUGUUAUGCAGGUGAUAAUUGCUUUUCGGGAGAGUCAGGAAAUGGUCCUUUGGAGAAGGUGCCAAAGGCAAUAAUACUCACCCCCCAUCACCGAGGCAGAGCGGACACAUGAUGUUUUACACAGUGGUUCCUGUAUAAUUGUGUUCACCUGUAAAGCCCUUCUUUUAGCUAUUUCCUUUUUCCUUCACAUGAGGAUCUGACUGUGAGUGAAUUGAGGUGAGAGUGGGAGGGGUCAGGGUUGGAGAUCAAGUUGGCAGUGUGGAUGAGGCUGGAGUGUUGUGUGAUGUAUCGGUUGAAUGGAAAGAGCAGGCCUGGCAGGGAAAAGGAAAACAGCUGGUUAUUGGAGAUGGGGAAAGCCCGGAGGAAUUUCGUCAUUAAAUAUGAAGUGUUUAUGACCGUUAAACCAAGUGACUGUGUUGAGCUAAGCACUACAAUUUGCAAUGAAAGGAGCCUCAGAAAGGCAAGCAUUGCUGUGUGUUGCUGAGAGAGCCAACUUAUGUGUUGUGAGAUUUUGAGACUGUUGGCUGCACUGCAAAUUGACUAUUAUCUUUUGGUCCAUACUUUAAGUGACCAAGUAAGCCAGCAGUUUUUUUUUGUGUUGGAUCGUGUUCUGUGUUUGCAAAGUAGCAGGCCUAGGCCAGGAGCUGUUGCUUGGGCAGUUUCACUCCCUCCCAGCAGUUGGCAACAUGGAUCAGCUCUCUUUUGAGAGAGAUUUCUUCAGUGAGGAUGCAAAAACAAAGACAACCGUGGCACGGUGGAAUCAGCCAGGUUAGAAUCAGGGCUAGGAGUCGGGCUAUCUGUUCACAACCAGCAGGGUGAUUGCCGCUCCUGUGUUUGUCUUUCUCCUCACCUUGGGUUGCCUCACGGCCAUGUCCACGUCUCCAUUCCCUUCCUCCAAUCCCUCUCACCUUGAUAUCCCAAUACUGUUCUACACUGGAGAGCUCAGGCUGGGCAGUUGCAUAGAUUAGAAGGAUGUGGGCAGAACUCAGGCCCGAAUGGGACUAGCUGAGGUAGCCGUGUUUGAGAGGGGCCAUAGGUUCUGCUUUUCCAAGCUCUAAAUAUCAUCAUUGCCGUGUUGUACAACACAGGUGAUCAUAGUCUAUGAACAUGAUGUUCUUGGCAAGUUCUACAGAAGUGGUUUGCCAUUGUCUUCUCUGGGCGGUAUUCUUACAAGAUAGAUGACCCCAGCCAUUAUCAAUACUCUUCAGAUCCUGUCUGCCUGGCAUCUGUGGUCGUGUAACCAGGAUUUGUGAAAUGCACCCACUGCUCCCAUGGUUUCGCAUGACCCUAUCGGGGUGGGGUGUGCUAAGCAGGUGCUACACUUUGCCCAGGGGUGACCUGCAGGCUAGCAGAGGGAAGGAACGCUUUGGACCUCAUUUGGUAGAGACCCACCAUCCCUAUUUGAAUAUCAGUUUGUUUAAAAGAUGCUUCUGGAUGAGUUCAAUGGGCGCCGGCCGGGGUCGGGGAUGUUCAGUGUUGUGCUCUGUUUUAACUGGCUGUUACUAGUUAUCUGAAUUACAUCCAACUUUCAGGAUUUGGGGGAGACAGGCUGAGGAGUUUGGAAGUGGGCAGUGGUUGGAGUUGGCCAACAAGGCAAGAGGAAAGAAAUGUCAAAUUGUCAAAUGUGUCUGUUUAUUUAGUAAGUACAUUUCAAGUAGACAGGGCAGGUGGUGGGAGCGUGGUGUAGUACAAAAUUCUGGUCUGUGGGGAUACUUCUGCUCAGGUACAAGUGGCCGAGCUUUGUUCUCUGACAGUGCCAUAAACUUAGAUGUGUCUGCUGUCACACAGAACGACCGCCAGCCAGGGAAAGCUAGUCUAAGGAUUGGGAGCUUGUAAGAGCAGAGAGACACAGACACUGGCCAGUGCCUUAAUGCGAAGGGGAGAUCAUUUAACAGUAAACUCCAGGUGGGUGGUGGGUGAGGCAUGAUCGGAGAACUGGCAGGUACCUUAGUGCUUCUGAAUGAGUAAGUGGAAGAUCAGUUAACAUCCUGGAGAAGAACAAAGGGUAAAAUCAAACAACUGCCUGAAAAUCCGACCACGAAAGCUCCCUCCCACUUUAUGAUGCUCCUUCAAUUCGCUUCUCUGACAUCUCCCGUGUGUGGCUUGGCCUCAGUGUUUGUCUUUGGUGCUAAAGGCAUGCAAAAUACCGUCAAGAAAUCAUGGGUUGCUGGGGUGACUGAUCUAACUGACUGAGAAUGGCAGACCAUGGAGAGAAACUAUUUUAAAAUCCACAGGGGCCAGAGGUUUUGUGCACUGCCUCUUUCAGUUUCAGAUUGCCACUUGCCAGAAGUAUUUCUGGAGUCUAGAGGGUAGUGUUGUGGUCUGAAGAUGUGUUGGAAAGGAAUCACUCCGGCGAUGGCAAAGGACUGAGAAAGCUUGCUGUGUAAACACAGGGCUCAGUUUGUCCGGCCAGCCAGCCGCUUCCGGCAGGGACACAGCACGGAAUUCGGCAGCCUCCACCCACACUGCACAUUCCCAAUUCCGCUACCAUGUACCCACCUCGCAGCACCAGUGCGAGGAGCGGGGCGGCAAUUCUCCCGGCUGUUCACCUCCACCGUCACUGAAACCAUUUCAAAGAGCUUACAAUCUCUAUCAUGACAACGGCAGCUUACUUAAAUGUUCUUCCAUUUCUACUCUCACAACCCCGCACUCACACACACGUACGCGUGCAUGCACGCACACACACACAACCUUUUGUACAGACAAGAUAAAACAAACAAAUAAACUGAAAUUAUGUUACUGGUGCUGUUGGUAACCGUCAUUUAAUUUAUUUCAGUACCCAUCCUUUCCACCCCGUUUUGUGAUGUUAUAACAUGUAAAUUUGUUUACUCUCACCGCCUGAAGCCUCAGCCGCACUGUGAUGUUUCCAGUAUUAAUAAAGCUGUGCUGUACAAACCUG
Hypanus sabinus (Atlantic stingray) is the source of this 11928-nucleotide messenger RNA. It is a transcript of the gene mtss2b, whose product is annotated as MTSS I-BAR domain containing 2b. Gene Ontology annotation, cellular component: cytoplasmic side of plasma membrane; actin cytoskeleton. The record is from RefSeq and is a predicted model, not a curated record. Gene Ontology annotation, biological process: cell projection assembly; plasma membrane organization. The coding region runs from base 388 to 2964 and encodes 858 amino acids. Gene Ontology annotation, molecular function: phospholipid binding; actin binding. The transcript is spliced from 15 exons. Lineage: Eukaryota; Metazoa; Chordata; Chondrichthyes; Myliobatiformes; Dasyatidae.